AAAAUGUCUUGGUACAAAUAACUAGGAAACUCAGUAAAAGAAUUAAGAUUCGUCUUCUGUUAGACAUGCGGCAGGUCUGAAGGCGUAAGGUAUACAAAAAUGAUCAAACCAUAGAAAUCUUGUAUCUAAAAACUAUUGGCAAUGGAAGGAUGCAAAUCCUCAUUUCCCAUUUGUCGUCAGAGAGUGCGAAUCAAUUGACCCAUAUGUACUCAUCAGAUACAGUACUAUUGAGUAAAAUAUUUAGAAUAUGGUGUUGAAAAGAAAGCCUUGAUAGGCAAUCUUAAUGAAUCAGAAUUGGAAUAAGUUUUAGGACAAUUGGUUGCUCAAUCCAAUAAAGUGAAUUCAACUAUCUGA
This is a messenger RNA of Paramecium octaurelia, 354 nucleotides long. Lineage: Eukaryota; Ciliophora; Oligohymenophorea; Peniculida; Parameciidae. The record is from the annotation of a GenBank genome assembly.